This is a messenger RNA of Phytophthora infestans T30-4, 554 nucleotides long. RefSeq lists its product as uncharacterized. Bases 1 to 396 code for a protein of 131 amino acids. The transcript has 2 exons. NCBI's taxonomy places the organism in Eukaryota, Oomycota, Peronosporomycetes, Peronosporales, Peronosporaceae. The record is from RefSeq and is a predicted model, not a curated record.
AUGGCGAUCAUGGGCCCCUCAAGGCAAAUUCAGUUCUCUUCAUUCGAUAAUCAACAGCACCCCAAGACUCCAGCUGCCAGGAUGAAUGCACACACUCGCUUCGCACUCCCUUUGAACACAUACGGCAGUCUCAAGCUCCUACAUGACAAGACCCAAGCGAACGUUGACAACAGGACAGACAAAACGAUCAACCAGACUGCUGCAGCCACCACCACCACGAAUCAGCAGCGUCACAACUCAAAGUUUUCGCAAAAGAUGAAGAUGCUACUCCCCGGCAAAAAAGUCAAUGCCGGGUCGGCAUCGGAGGACAGCAAGGCCACGGUGAGCGGGCGGAAGCGCGCGACAACGGUCCAUCUCAUCGGUUCGCACGCCUUCGUGCAGCUAGGUCCACCCUAGAGGUUGAGGAUCGAAUUUCCGGCGAUUACUGCGGUGGUCUUCAAUUUUCAAUGAUUUAUAAACUUAGUAGCGUUGAAUUUGUAUAUUCGGAUAGCUCUCAUAGGAAGGUGCUAGUAGCGGUAGGAGGAAUACUAGUAAUGGCCACACCAAGUGCAUCA